Messenger RNA from Physeter macrocephalus (sperm whale), 1220 nucleotides. It is a transcript of the gene CNPY2, whose product is annotated as canopy FGF signaling regulator 2. The record is from RefSeq and is a predicted model, not a curated record. NCBI's taxonomy places the organism in Eukaryota, Metazoa, Chordata, Mammalia, Artiodactyla, Physeteridae. Gene Ontology annotation, cellular component: endoplasmic reticulum. The transcript has 6 exons. Bases 553 to 1101 code for a protein of 182 amino acids.
AUUGAAACCAGGGCUUCUCACUGGCUAGCAGCACACCUUUCUUUUUGAAGGUCCGAGCCCACCUAGAUUGGCACGCGCGAGCCUGACCGCCUCCGUGCACCACGUCAGGCUCUGACUCUGCUUCAAGCCACUCCUAUUCUUCGGCUGACCGCCCCCCCCCCACGGUGGUCACGUGGAGCUGCUCGCCACGCAAGUCUGGGUCCUGCGAUCCACCGGGGUCCUUGCCGCCUGGGAGCCGCUCUUAUGCUGCCUGUUCGCGCGAGAGUUUAGAGGGGCGGGUUUGGGGUCGGUCUCUAGUGUGGGACUCGUACUGUAGCGCGUUUGAGACCUGCUUAGGCGUCCACUUAGAGCUCGAGGAGCUGGCUCAGGCAGCCGCCGGGGCACCCCGUGUCUGGAAAGCGCAGGAGCGCUCUGGAGAAUCCUGGACAGCCCCGCUUCCCCGCAGCCAGGUGCUAGGGUCGGGAGCUAAAGUGAGAGUCCGGCUGUCUUCCAGCGCCUGGGCCACGGCGGCGGCCCUGGGAGCAGAGGUGGAGCAACCCCAUUGCGCUAAAGAUGAAGGGCUGGGGUUUGCUGGCCCUGCUUCUGGGGGCCCUGCUGGGAGCUGUCUGGGCCCGGAGGAGCCAGGAUCUACACUGUGGAGCUUGCAGGGCUCUGGUGGAUGAACUAGAGUGGGAAAUUGCCCAGGUGGAUCCCAAGAAGACCAUUCAGAUGGGCUCUUUCCGAAUCAAUCCAGAUGGCAGCCAGUCAGUGGUGGAGGUGCCUUAUGCUCGCUCAGAGGCCCACCUCACAGAGCUGCUAGAGGAGGUAUGCGACCGGAUGAAGGAGUAUGGGGAACAGAUUGACCCUUCCACCCACCGCAAGAACUACGUACGUGUAGUGGGCCGGAAUGGAGAAUCCAAUGAACUGGACCAACAGGGGAUCCGAAUUGAUUCAGACAUCAGUGGCACCCUCAAGUUCGCGUGUGAGAGCAUUGUGGAGGAAUACGAGGAUGAACUCAUUGAAUUCUUUUCCCGAGAGGCUGACAAUGUUAAAGACAAACUUUGUAGUAAGCGAACAGAUCUAUGUGACCAUGCCCUGCACAUAUCGCAUGAUGAGCUAUGAACCACUGGAGCAGCCCAGACUGACAAGCUUGAUGGAUCACCCCCAGGAGGGGAGAGGGUGGCAAUGCCUUUUAUAUUAUGUUUUUACUGAAAUGAACUGAAAAAAUAUGAAACCAAAAG